AUGUUGGCAAAGGCUCGCGGCCUACAGGUUAUAAUGGCAGUGACGGAACCAGGAUCUCAAGAUCAAACUGAUCCCAAAAGCCGACGCAGGCCCUUUUCAACAUGGGUCAAGAAGCUCAAGAAUUUCAAAGGCGGCUACUCGAACGAAAGUAGUACUUCAGGCUCCGGAAAACGCGAAAAGACAUUGGCCAAGAAGCGCCCCUUGAAGAAAAACAAUCCGUAUCCAGAGUCAGGCAGGAUAGGGGGUGGUACACAAGCACAGCAUCGGGCAAGCACCCGCUCGGUGUCUUCAGGUCCCAGUGGUGUUACGAGCUCGACCUCACUGGCCAGGACGCUAUCAAUAUCAUCGACGACCGACGGCCAUGGCCGGGCUCCCACAGCGGGUGGCAGGUCCGUAGCGCCGACUGUGUCGACAACAGACCAUGAUAUAGCACACUCGAUUGCUGCACCAUCCCAUGGCGCCUCGUCGGUGGCGGGUACCAGCCGCACUGCCAACGGUGGGGUCGAUUCUCGACGUGGAGGCGACAGCACAUUUUCUUCACCAGCGCCAUCGGUGCGCUCACUAACGACAACACUUACCACUAUUCAAUCUAUCCCUAUGGGUAUGGGAAACCAUAACGCACACAGCCAAAAUUCACAUCCGACCCAUCAUCAUUCUAUUCAGUUCAACCAGCCGUUCCCAAAUACGCCCGCAUCUGCAAUCCCCGCUCACUUGAAUCCCCCGUCGGCAACUGGAGGCGGUCAGGCAGGUCACCCAACGACAUAUAACACUGCCACGGCGAACGGGCUGCUCACGGACAACGCCUCAAUUUUGACCCUUGCCUCUUCAUCUAAGCGUCGGCGUCGCCGCUCCCUAGACACUGAUGCGAGCGUACGCGCUUUGGCCCCUUCAUCCCUGUUCGGAGGUUCCCGCGAGUCACUUCCGCUGUCAGUUCUGUCCGCAACGAUAGAUAGCGGUACUGGCCCGUCUGCCUCGACUGUUCCCCCGGUCCCAUCCACGCCUGGCGCAGCAUCACGCAGCGUGGCCGAACGGGCCAGCAUAUACAGCAUCACUGGCAUUGGGGGCACUGACAGGAACAGCUUGUACGCUGGGAAAACCCAAACGCAACAAGCGCAGUCACUUCCGCCCCAGGACAAGUCUGGUGGAAGUGCUGUUGGUGCGGACGCUGCAAGUGUCCGAAGCGGACGUCUGGGACACGGUCGAGCCGAGAGCGUCAACGGCAGUCUUGGCGUGACAAGUCCAUUGACUAGUCCCCGCGAGGACUCGGGCGAGGAGGAGGAGAAGGCCGAAUCAAGCAAAGCAGAUGUGGGUGACAAGCCGGCCUCUUGA
Molecule: messenger RNA, 1329 nt
Organism: Pyricularia pennisetigena
Lineage: Eukaryota; Fungi; Ascomycota; Sordariomycetes; Magnaporthales; Pyriculariaceae
Exons: 2
Coding region: 1-1329 (442 amino acids)
Source: RefSeq, a predicted model, not a curated record